Messenger RNA from Amoebophrya sp. A120, 15705 nucleotides. The record is from the annotation of a GenBank genome assembly. NCBI's taxonomy places the organism in Eukaryota, Dinophyceae, Syndiniales, Amoebophryaceae.
UAGAAAUCCCGUUACCGGGGUCAUGCUGGUCAGCACUUGUAUCGUCAGCACCCGCCCGAUGCAGCUUACUUCUGCCAAAGAAUUUUACGAGAAACAGAUGCAGUAUAAGCAGCUUCAACAAUUUUCGUAGCUGGUAUGGACGUUUCCUAUCAUGGCAGUCGAUGUUGCGCUCGUGGCUUCCGGUAAAUAAACAACAUGGUAGGCACCUGCUUGCCCAUUGAUUUUGGGGUAUGUACUACUCCUUACAAUGGUAGUUUUGUUUUCGCGGAAAUCUUCUGUCUCGGGUCGAGCAGGACGUCUGCAGCGGGGUAGCAAGACGAAUGAGUGGAGGCCUCUAUCAUAUCUAAGCCAAGCAGAAAUUGACGCAAGCCGCAGCCGUUAUGAAUGAGAUACGACAGCCGUCGUGGUCGUCGGGUACCAUGUUGUGGAUCUUCGGCCUCGUACCUUGUUCGGCGGGGCGACACCGGCCGAGCGCCGGGCGCCCGACAACUUCGUCUAUCGCUGCGCCCGCUUCCGCGCUACAGAGCUGACUGCCACUUUUAGGUCUUUUCUCCGGUCACUGACGACACGAUUAAGUAUGUGGUUGUGACGGUGGUCCUCACGAGGGCAAGACGGAGCUGAGGAUGUGUAGGUCGCGCUAGAGGGCUCGACAUCAAUCACUGGAAAACCUCCGAAUUGUUCCUGCUCGUCGUCGCCAAUAUGUUUUAAGUGCCCCCCCGCACGGAAUAAAAGGUCAUCAUGGCCCCGCCAAAAGACGCGGGCGGGGGCGCUUAUGGAAGCGUCAGGUUUGAAAUCGUCAGAGUUGAAAUAAUUUGUAAUGCAUAAAAUGCGACACAAAAAGUGACUCUAUUGCAGAGGACCCACGGGAGGCAGAUUAUAGUCCUGGUAAGCGUCAAAAGUUGGACUGCUAACUAGCAUGACAGAAAGCAGCUCUUUUGCCCUAAACCGCAUGACAGACUCGCUUCCAGGACCGGGAAAGUUUGUCAUGCACCGACUACAAACUGUAGGUCUAACUGGUAUGCGUUUUAUGCAUGACAAACUAUUUCAACUUUGACGAUUUCAAACCUGACACAUCCAUAGCGCUGAGCAGGUGCAGGAGUUGGAGGACCUGCAGGAGCUAUCGAUUGUAAAAAUGUCUGGGUCUGGAAGGUUGGAACUUGUGAUGCUAGCUUUCCAUACCUAGAAAAUCUGUAUUGCAUAACCAACAAAAGUCGCAGCCUCUUUUGUCAUGCAAAAACGCAGUUUCUCAUGCGGAUUGCCUAUGAGAAAGCGUUUUGGGAAGUUGUCAUGCCGGACUGCAUUCGGAAGUGUUUUCAUCAUGCACAUUUUAGCAUCACAAGUUUCCAGACCCAGACAUAUUGGCAUUUCAUAGGAGCCGAAGCCCGACGACGUGGCCGUCGAGGUUCCUGGGGAGGACGGUGGUCACGAAAAUGACAGUCCCACGGCGGGCGGCGGCGGGGAGGGAACAACGGAUGAUCCGGGCGGGACGAACCCGAACAACAAGAAAAAGGGAUCUUCGAAGUUGGGGAAGCUGGUGCCGAAGCUGCCGCGGCCACGCAUUCCCCGGCCGCCGGGGCUGGCCAUCAUGCGCCGCACGAUCGGUGGGGGCAGCGGGGACGCGAGCGUGUACAUUCCGCCGGACGAGCGGUCGCGCACCUGGGAAAUGAAUUUCCAGAUCCGGGACUUCGAGAAUGUUACCAACAAGGCGAUGAUGUUUUUUUUCGCCAUCAGCGUUCGCAGCACCACCGCGAAGCGGCUUCCGCGGGUGAGCCUCCGCCCCGUGUUCACGGCGAUGUUCUCGCUCGACAAGGGACAAGCCGCCGACCUGGAGGAGCCGCUGAUCGUGAUCGAAAACAAGCGGUUCAAACUCGCGUACGCCGAGCUGCACAAGCACCAGUUGCAGAUCGACCUGUGGAAGGUGAACAACUGGCAGUUCAACGAAUACUUCGGCACCAUCAGCCGCACGCUGUACGAGUGCGCGACGCGGUCGAUGAACCAGGACUUCAUGCUGAAAAAGAAGAUGUCCAAGCAGGAGAUUCUGGAGAAGAAAAAGCCCUACGACGUUGCCCGCUUCUCCUGCUCCAUCAACAUUGAGGAGGUGUUUGACUUCCAGACAUGCAGUGCAAAAGCAUCGUACUCGUAUAAAUGCAUUACAAAUUUACUCAGCGUCAGAAAUAAAUACUAUAAAAUUUGUAAUGCGGAUUUACCUUAUGCAUGAAUACGAGUACCAUACUUUUGCAGUUCAUACCAGAUGUCCUUCGACAACUGGACCUUCAAGUGCGACGAGACGCUGCCGGAGUACAAAAAGUACUCCGAGGAGUCGCGGAACAAGCUGACCUUCGCCGUGCCGAAGUCCCGGCACGGGCAGGCGGAGCGACAGAAGAUUUGCACGAUCAAGACCACGAUGUGGAACGAGGAGAAGGGGAAAUUUUUUUGGGCGAAGCCCGGCGUGUUUACCUUCACCGGAACCCGCACCCACCUGCAGAACCAGUACUUCGUCGUCAGCUCCUCUACCGGGAACCCCCCCGAGUGGAUCGACAGCGGAUCGUUCCCGGGGACCGUGGUGGGCCGGGCGCUGUUUGGGUUGACGUCCGUGCUGGAGAUCUCGGUCUUCAAGGCGCGGGUGAAGGCGCUGACGACGGACCGCACGCGGUUCCGCGUGGGGGAGCUGGUGGGGAACAUCAAGGUUCAGGAGCUGUCGCAGGGCAUGAAGCAACCCGAGACAGACGUGAAGGAGCGGCCGGAGCAGCCCAAGGGCAGCGGAAUGGUGUCCCACUUGUCGUCGAAGGAACAGUACCUCGUGGUGCGGAUCUCCAAGUGCGAGAACCUGCCCGUGGCGGACUUCGACGCCGGCACGUCCGACCCCUAUUUGCGGGUCGCGUGGGACGGAAUGGUGCAAUUUUCCCCCAUCCUGAAACGCACCUGCCGCCCGGUGUUCAACUUCACACUCUUCUUCCCGGUGCGGCUGGUCUUCCCGGCCAUGCGGGCAGUGAAAAAGUACAAGCAGACCGCGCUGAAGCUCGAGCUGGAGUCGAAGGGGCCCGUGAAUAUCCAGGUGUGGGACGACGACGAAACUUCGUCGGACUACCUCGGCGGUUAUUCCCUCGACAUUGCCGACAUUUUGUUGACCAAGAAUCGGCAGCUCCGGGCCCUUAUCAAAUGCAAACAUGUUGUCUGCUGGGUCUGGAGGAAGAGUGCCAGAUUUCUAUUCUAUCUGAUGCCGAAGUCUCAACAUACUCCCGGAUCGAUCGUCUAAGGCAUGUUGCGGAAGAAGUAGAACUGGCUCUUUCUCUCUGUCAUGCAAUAUCGCAUUUCCUCAUGCGCUUUACGCGCUGUACGACAGGACCGCUUAACGUUAACAGUCUGUCUUGCUUCGCUGCGUCCUCUAAGUAGUUGCUUUGUCAUCGUGCAGGUAUAAUUAGCAUAUACAACGAACUGUCCAUAGUUGUUGUACUUACAACCCAGAUCGAUAUUUGGUUUUGCAAUCCAUAGGGUUCACGGGGCCGGUCAAGCCGGUCGAGGUGGAUCCGGAUGACGACUUUGCGAAGCCGAAAAGCUACCAGUGGUUCGAGAAAGAGGAGUAUCAACUGCAAAACUGUCUGGGUCUGGAAGAAUGCAACUUGUGAUGCUGCAUUUGGAUUCCAAAAAAAUCUGUAUUGCAUGAGCGGCAAAGGGAAUGCAACUCUUGCCACGCGGAGAAGGCAUUUGUCAUGCGGAAUAGGCAUCCAGAAGCCCUCAAAGAAUCUGUGAUGCUAGGGCAUGCAUCACAAACGUCAUGGCUCAUGCAAAACGUGCAUGACUGGUAUCGCAAUCUUCCAGACCCAGACAUAUUUGCAUUCGAUAAGGAGACGGUGCGCACCUUCGACGGGGCCAAGACGGAGUUGAAGGGCAGCAGCUUACCCAACGCCGGCGGGGGGCCGCCGCUGGUGCACUUUGAGGCCUACUUCUGGCCGGACUGGGAGCACGACGUGAAAAUCGACGAGAUCAUGGAUAGCGAUUUAAAUGACGAGGUGUGGAAGCAGCUGCAGCGCGAAUGGGAUGACAAAAACGAAUUUUUUCGCCAAACCUACGCCGGCCCCUUCGCGGACAGUCUGGGAGCAAGGCCGGGGAAGUACAAACUCGAAGAAUGCACUUUAUUUGAUCAUGACUUAAGGUUUUGUUAGCAGUACCGCAACAAUCCACGACGAGGAACACAGUGACUAAAAGUCAAGACCAGAAAUCUAGUAUGUAUCACCACAGUGGUGGACUUUAUCCAGCUAGUACAGAAGUACUUGACAGCCUGAAAACAGCAUGGGUAAACAUCAUCAUCAUCAUGCUCAUUUGCUGAAUGUGCAGCAAACCAGCGUGGUACUACAGAUGAUCAUGUCAUUUCAGAUCGUGGAUUUUGUGGCGUCAUUUCAUCUGGAAUCAGGGUGCGAAUGUGGAUCGAUACAGAUUUGCAUUCUGAUCUCACCUACAUUCCCCCCCUCAGUCGAAACUACUGAAGACAACCGACAAAAUUUCACCACGAAAUUUUUCUUGUCAAACAUCACACCAAGACCGUGGGUGUGAUUGGAACCAUUCAGAAUAGCAUCUGAAUUUCAUCAGGACAGCACCUGACUACAGUAGUAGUGAUAGUAAAAUCGGUUUAGACCACAUAGUUGCCUUGAACUACAUGCGUCUUUUCUUCUUCUCCUCUUCUUCUUCGGUUUCGGCCAGUGCUGCGGCGAACUGGUACCCUUCGGAACAUGGCUACGGUGCGUCUAGCCAAUACGCAGGAGAAAUUACGAGAAAUUUUUCUUGGAAGUAGUUCUAGUAUCAAUGCUCCCUAGCAUCAUGCAAACGAUUCUGAUUCCGACCCGGAAUCAGACCCCCCAUCAUCCUGUUGGGAAGGAUGAAAGAACCUAAGAUAGGCAGCCGAAGGAAGCGCCUUCGUCAAUGGGUCAGCCUUAUUGGCCGCAGUGGGAACCCAACACAGGUCACGAGAGUGAUCCCGAACCACAUGGAACCGAAGUUCUAUGUGCUUCGACCGUUUCGUCACCAGGGACGACUUGGCCAAAUCCAGGGCGCUACAAUUGUCCACAAACGUAAGAGGUAAACUCCUAUCAGCCAGGAACCAAUCCAGAUACCCUUGCCCCAAGGAUAGCUUGAUCGUGUCAAAGGUUGCGACGUACUCAGCCUCGCAGGUGCUGAGCGCCUUAACCGUUUGACGCUUGCAACUCCAUGCAAUCGGGGCGCCUCUGUGAUAGAGAAUCGACCCACUGCCUGGCGCUGCGCAGUGUUGCAGUGCACCCCGCGAAGUCACUAUCACCGAAAGCAACAGUGUCCGGCAACUCAUGGCCGCCGUUCUUCGCGAUUUCAGCAUAGGUCUCACGCCACUGGCGUUCGAUCUCUGGAGAGUACUCAAGACCUUGGUCUUUCGCGCCCUUCAGAUAUGCUAAAAUCCGUCUGCCUGCCUUUACCGCAGAAGUAGUCGGCGCUUCCUGACCCCUUGCCACGCGUUGGGUAGCGAAGACAAUGGCAGGCCGCGUCUGGUGCGCGAUGUAUUGCGUACCCCCAACCAACGACCGAAGUGGGAAGGACUCAGCCGGACCCCCUUCACGCAGAUCGCCAGCCACACAGGGCGAAGGUGCAGGCUUGCAGUCUUCCAUGUUGAACUUCUUGAGCAACUUGCUCACAGCUUGUUCCAUGGACAUCUUCAGCCAGCGCUUCGGCCUGUCAUACUUGACGACCAUACCGAGAACAUCUCGAGUCUCCACGUCGCCGUCCAUUUCUGGAGCGAUGAUCGUACCGGGAAACAAUUUCAGGACCUUCGACAUCUCCUCGCCCAGAGUCUUGGGACACGGACCAGACAUCAAAGAAUCAUCCACGAAGAUGGCCAUCGUGAUGGUGCCGCUAGGCAAUUCCUUUCGGAACAACCCGGGCUCCCUGGGACACAUCACCCAACCGAGCGACUUCAGACCCUUGGAAAAACGGUCAUACCAUUUCCGUGGGGCUAUCCUCAAGCCAUAGAGCGACUUAAGCAGCAUCGCCAAGUCUCCUCUCGGCGACUUGCUCCAGUGUGCUGGAAGCCGAACGAUCGCCCUCUCAUCAGUCAACGCCGCCUGGAUGAAGGCACUAGUGGCGUCGAACUGACGCAGGUGAUGGCCCUGGGCCGCCGCUUCUACGAGUAGAAACCUGCUGGCCCCCCCUGAAAUAGUGGGAGAGUAUACCUCAUGCGAGAAAACUUGUUUCUGCCGGUUGCCCAGCGCCACAAGCCUACACUUGUACCUACCACACCGCUUGCGGGAGUAGAUGCAAACCGCAGGAAUAACCUCGUCCGUGGCCGGAUCGAAUUCUCCCUCACGUAAAGGCCUCCAGCAUUUCAGGGCCUCGAGUCGGGUGCGCUCAAGUGUAUCGGCUUCGAUCCACUUGGUCGCAUCCGGACCGCUGAAAGCUGACUUCUUAGUGGCCAUUACUUGAAACUCAGCAGACUCCUCAUCUAAGGCGGAGCAGUACGAAGCUGCUGCCUCCUGUAAAUCAGGAUCCUCCGCAGAUACUGUAAGCACUGCACCCUGCACGCACGACGCCAAUCCGGAUUCAUCCUCCGAGGGUGACUCUUUCCGUCUCUUUGCAGAAAAUUCCUCUGCCCCCCCUGAAGCCUUGCGCUUUAGCUUAAGAGCUUCAGGCGAAGAAUUCUUGAGCUUCACCUCAGCCAAAAGCAUCUGCACCAAAUCCGCACCAGCAGGCUGGCGCUUUGGAGCUGCUUUUGCCUUUGCCGCGACCUGUUUAGGUUUACGGCCUGGCUUGCGCCAGUGUGGCUGAGCCUUGGUCCCGGGCUUUCGUCCCCGUUUCUUCUCCACAACAUUACCAGAAUCCGCCUGAGGCGCUGCAGGUAAAUCUUGACCGACAGGGGCCGGGUCGGCAGGUGGUUGAUCGCCCUCAGCAGGAGCCUCAGGACCAGCCUGAUUCUCCGCCUCAAGAUCAAUAGCCUCCGGCGCGACCUCGUCACCGAUCAAAUUUUCCUCCUGCUGCUCCUCUGGAGGAGUGUCAUCCAGCAUGUCAGAAGUUUCGACUGUAUUCUUACCCUCCGUCACGGAACCACCUCCCUCGGGAACAUCAGAAGCACCAGCAGGCGAGGGAUCAGACUCACCUGGGGCCACCUGACUCCUUUCCUCGAAAAUGGAGUCACCGAGCGCGUCGGGCAGUGUAUACGGGACAAAAGUGCCGUUACUGAACUUUUGCAAGUCCUCAAUCUCCCCGAUUGUAAUUGACUCACCAAAUGCGCACGCCCGGCAUUCGAUCACGGAAAAACGAACUCCGUCCGCACACCUGUUGUCUUGCACCCAAGUGCCAACGAGGUAAGUGCUGUUCUCAGUUCCAUAACCAAGAAACACACCGCGGACGUAUUUAGCGUCCAGCUUUCCACCAGGGACAUGCUGCUUAGCGUAGGCCAGGCAUCCGAAACGACGGAAAUGCUUGGUCGACGCUUCGCGGCCGUGCCUCUUGAAGUAGGGCGAACUUUCUGGACCCUUCCGUGACACGCGAGCAAACACGUACGCCAAAAACCUGUAGGCAUAGUCCCAACAGCGUAGGUCUACACCAUGCAGAAUGCAACGCACCGCGUUACACGAAGUUUGGUUCCAGCGUUCCACCUUACCACUCUGCUGUGGAGUGUAGGGCGCAGAAUAAUCCACGAUAGUGGGAGGCCGUUGCUCAGCCGCAACCUGUCUCCACUUCGUGUUCUGCCCCUUGAACUCGGGAGCGUUGUCAGCCCGUACCCGCUUGGGCGGUUUCACCGUUUGGCAAAACAACUCAAGCUUGGACCCAGCUUCUCCCUUUUCCUUGCAUGGGUAGCAAAAGGGCCAGGACGUCAAUUCGUCCACCGCAUUCAAAGACCACUUGUUUCCCGAAAAGGAAACAGGAAAAGGCCCAACAAAAUCCCAAGAGACUUCGUCAGCGAAUUCCUUAGCCUUCAGAUGCUCAGGCCGAGCAGCCUGGUGCCCAGGCACUCUGCCUUUCAUCAUUGCGCACCCACGCAUCGCAGUGCUUGCACUUGACGCCAUGCGCUGAGAGAUGUGCAAACCGCUCAUGCCAGAGCUUAGUGUCCUCUGCGGAAAGUUUAUCACAAACCGCAGCGGGCUCGCAAUGAAGACCCUUUUCCGUGUCCUGGUCGACACAAACUUUGACCACUGAAGAAUUCUCGACGAACUCGACAGGGAGCACCGGGAGCCGAUUGACCCGACCGAAGCCGACCCAAUCCCCCGAGGCCUUGUCGAGCACGCCGCUCUUCGGGCCAUCAAAAACUAUCUUCCUGCCAUCGUCCUCCAGCCUGCCAACCGAAAUUAGCAGCCCGGCGAUGUCAGGAUGAUACAACCCCAACCGGAGUCCCACUGUGUUUCCCUUGAAGAUGCCGCGCCGUGCUUUGACGUCCAAAACACGAUCGGCAACCUUCGUGGUAACUUCUUCAUUCGAGAUUUCUUCGAAUGCACCGCGCUCCCCGCACGUGUGAUCCGAAGCCCCCGAAUCCAGAACCCCAGAGAGGGACAAAACCCCCCCAGAAUCCCUAACCCCCUCACUUUUCACCGUGAGAACACUAACACAGGCCGAAGCCGUGCCAGCCAUUGCCAUGCAAACCACAGCGCUGGGCGCUGCUACAGAGCUACUAGAACUACUUUGAUGCAAAAGAUGCAACCUAUUUUUCUCGUAAUCUUUCUUGUCCUUGUUGUCCUUGCCUUUCCCCUUGUUGUUGUUGUUGCCUCCGUUUUUGCGCUUGGGACAGUCGGACUUUUUGUGAUUGCCACCACAGGUCCAACAUUUAAGUUGGCUACCCUUUUCGUCCUGCUUCCGGACGUUCGGAAACUUCUUCGCAAUCAUAGCAACUGCCUUGUCGACAAUCCGCUGUGCCUGCGCCUGCUCUUCCUUCUUGCUAGUCACCAAGACGUGCUCGGUAACCUGCUUCGGAGCAGCCUUGUCCUGCGCCUCCUGUUCGCGAAGAGUGCCCACAAUUUGCAAAGUGGAAGCAUUCAUCGCCAGGAGCGGAGUGACCAACUUCUUGGAUUUGUCAUCCAAGCCGCCCACGAUACCAAACAACAACAAUUCGUUUGUCGUGAUGGUACCGCCCAGGUCGUUACGCAAGUAGUUGGACUUACGAGCGUAGUACGCCUCCACACUUUCGCCCGUCUUCUUGCUGCUGGUAAGCAACUGAGUCAGGGCGGAAAAGCGAGAAGACGCGACCUGGCUCCGAUACUUGCCCACUAACACGCGCAAGAUGUUCGGAAGGUCAGUGGCAUGCUCGGUCGUGACCAACUGCAACGGUUCCCCGUCGAGUUUAGUCACAACGUGAGCAGCCAGCUGGUUCAACUUUUCAACCUGUUCCGCGGUCAGUUGAACACUGGCCGGAGUGCCAAGAGCGGUGUUGUUCACGUACUCUACGACAUCCUCUCCGUAGCAGUUCAAGAUGGGACUCAUCUUGUACAGCCACGAAGAAAACUGACCCGCAUCCUUACCGUUGAAGGUAGGAAGCUCCAUCUUAAACUGCGCCAUUGUGGUACGAGCGAGAUUAAGAUAGAGCUGAACCUUGGCAGGACCUAAAGUCGCAAAGUUGACACAAAGAUGUGCCAACUUCUGAUACAGGUUGUAAACCACCCGGCAACUUUUCGAAGAGUAAAACUCGUCGGUUACCCGCACAGUCUUAUGACUGCCCGCACGGUACAGGAUACGCUUGCCAAGAUCGUAAACGACCUCAGUGAAGGACCAACCGUCCAUCAGUUUUAAGGGGUAAAUUUUAGGGGUUAAACACCUAAAAACUUUCUCUAAAAUUGUAAAAACCCGCAAAAAAAUUGCCACUACAACUACUGUAAAUCAGUCAACCUACAAGGUGCACACUGUGAAAACAGUAAGCCUAAAAGUUGAAAACUGUAAAAGUUCCAAAACACACAACACAACCCAGCGGAAUGCUGUCCAGUUGCCCCGUUGUUCAGUGUUUUUCCCUUUGAGCUUUUUGGCUUAAAGGAUGUCAAGAUUGUUAGCAGUACCGCAACAAUCCACGACGAGGAACACAGUGACUAAAAGUCAAGACCAGAAAUCUAGUAUGUAUCACCACAGUGGUGGACUUUAUCCAGCUAGUACAGAAGUACUUGACAGCCUGAAAACAGCAUGGGUAAACAUCAUCAUCAUCAUGCUCAUUUGCUGAAUGUGCAGCAAACCAGCGUGGUACUACAGAUGAUCAUGUCAUUUCAGAUCGUGGAUUUUGUGGCGUCAUUUCAUCUGGAAUCAGGGUGCGAAUGUGGAUCGAUACAGAUUUGCAUUCUGAUCUCACCUACAGGUUUGUAGAUGUGAUUUCUUUUUAUGGAACUAGAACAACUAAAGCUAAUGAAUCCACCCCGCUCGACAGUGUCAGUGCCGCAGCUGCACUACAGCUUUCUUUGCUGUUCAAGAGCCAGACAGAUGUUUGUGCAAGAUGAGCCCAGCCGAGGCGAAGAGAGCUGCAUGAUAACAAAUUUGCACUUUAUACCUUUACCCGCAACUGGGCCAGGUCGCCCAUGUACUUACUAGAGUAUCUAUGAUUUUUGUUGCAACUGCAUAUGAUCUACACGCACAACUAAAGGUACAACCCCCAUAACCCGGAGGGUGGGUGCCGGCGCUUUCCCUGCACGGCGAUACAUCCUCAAACCCGGGGCACCAUACCGAUCCCCGCGUUCCUCUGCCCGAUCAUUAUCCCCCAGGAGCUCUGCCGCCCCGCUACCCUGCUGCACUGGAUAAAUUGCCUACCCUACUACUACGCAUCGAAGCAGGAGCGGACCGGCUUGAUGCCCGACGACAGUAUGAAGAACGCGUCCUUCAUACUCGCGCAGCGCAAGGGCCCCGCCCAAGACCACGCGGUGCUGCUGUGUUGUAUCCUUCUCGGCUGCAAGAAAAACGGUAUCAAUCUAUGAUAACAUAAAAGAUGAGUAAGAGUCUCUCGUCCCUUUUGGUUUCCGGUGCCCGAGUGGCUGAGGUUGACCUGCAAGUCCUGCCUACGUUGUGACUAAGUAGUUCUCUCUUGCAUCACGACGGACAAGAAAAAGUAGGUGCUUCAGCUGCUAUGAUGAACAUCGAUGGAACAAGUUACUGAAUUUUGAAGAAAUGAGUAGCGUCAAGAAGACAGGAGAAUCCACCCAAAAAAAAAAAACGUUAAUACAUUUCCCUAUCAGCCUGGGUUUGCAAGGGACAGCUCAUGACAGAGGAGGGCAAAAUCGUGGAGCACAGCUGGGUUGCCACCCUCGAGAAGGAUAAGUCCGUGAUUUUUUGGGAGCCCAGCCAGGCCAGGCGGUACGCGAUGCCCCGGAGGUGGGACGGGGGGAAGGGGAAGCGCUUGGGGCUGGGCAAGAUGAUCUUCGAAGAAAUGGAGGACUCGGAUUGGCUGAACCAGCACAGCAAGCUGGUGCAGAAGCGCCUGGCGUACAUCAAAAAGAACAAGAAGGAGCGCCGACGCGCCUGUGACUCUUUGUUGGAAAAGAUCGAGCGGGCCCGCGGGAGCCCCACGGUUUUUAUCGAACUGGUGGUUCAGUGGCUGGAGCUGCCGCUGUAUCUUCUGCAAAAGCAUCGUACUCGUAUGAAUGCAAGUCUUGCGUUACAAAUCUUUUUAUUAAGCAAAUCCGCAUGACAGAUUCCAUUUGCAUUUCUCAUGCUAAGGAGUAUUGCAAUUUAUACUAGUACGAUACUUUUGCAAUGCACACGCUGGAACUGUUUCCAAAAAACGCGCAACCGGACCUGAUCCAGGAGAUCAUGACCGACGUUAUGACCUGCUCAAACGUUACAAUCUCAAGCGUUACAAUAGAAUCUGGAAUCUGUGUUGCAAGAGGUGCAUGAUCUACCCUAUUCCCACAGGAUUGCGCAUGACAAGUUCUGGAGUCCCAAUCCGCACUACAAUCUGCCGAAAUUUGUAUUGCAGAAAGUGGAAUGCUGUCCGAGUCUGUCAAGUUGAUCAUGCAAGACAAAUUCCAGAUUCUAUUGUAACGCUUGAGAUUCUAACACCUGAGCAGGUCAUAGACGUGGGGAUCGUGAAGGAGAUCGUGCCGGGUUCCCCCGAGGGCACGCUGCCGGUGUGGAUUUUCGCGUCGCGGCUGAACAUGGAUCUCGAACUCAUCGACGCCGAGGAGGACGAGGACGUAUCAAAUGUAAGAGUGUCUGGGUCUGGAAGGUGGUAACUUGUGAUGCUGUCUUUCAAUUCCAUGUAUUGCAUGACUAGCAAAAGGAGUCUGGAUUUUGUUAUACGGGGAGGGAAUUUCUCAUGCGGAAUAAGCAUCAGGAAGCCUUCUAAAAAUCUGGGAUGCUAGGGCAUGCAUUACAGGCGUCAUUGGUCAUGCAAAAUAUGCAUGACAAACCUGGCAAUCUUCCAGACCCAGACAUUUUUACACUUGAUAGGACGACAAGGAGCGCAAGAACUUCAACCCGAUGUGGGACAGCGAGGUGGAUGACAUGCGGCUGACCGCUAUCAAGAAAGAAAAUCCCUCCUCCCCUCCAUAGUCUUAGUCAUAUCAAAACGGAAAUCUGUGAUGCAGGUUUGUGGUGACAAAUCAGCUUUGUCAUGCUAGAAGGGAAAAGAUGCGGACUGUAGUGCUGGGCUGCGUGGGAGAGCCUUGCAUCUUCAGCAUGACAGGAAGCAGCUGGAAGUGGGAAACAGCAUCACGAAUGGCCCGCAAACGAGGCCACAACUGUGGCUCUUGGCCUUCUAGCAAUACAAGUCGACUCGUGUACUCAGGUACAGCAUCACAAAUUUCGGUAUGGGAAGGGGGGAUUUUUCCUUGGGAUAACCGCCGAGACGCUGGAGAUCCAGACCGUGGGGCGCGCGCCGCGGGCCAAGAUGAAGGCCAAGGCGGAAGGAGGCGCCGGCGGGGGCAAGCAGAAGGGUCUGGGACGCGACGAGCUGAAGAAGAUCAUGAUGGCGAAGGCCAGCAGCAUGGUUUUCUUCCCGGACCUGGAACUGCUGGUGGAGAACGAAACGCUGGUGACGGAACUUCCGUAUGUGACGCUGGAGGUGAUGUUUAACACGACCAACGUGUACGCGAACCGGCAAAACCAGCACCCGGCCUGCAUUUCCUACAACAUGGACGAGCCCCUGCAGUGGGAGCCCUUCCUGACGCCAGGGCUCUUUUCGACGGCGAAGAACGUGGAGAAGUACGCGAUUCCGUUUGUCGACAUCGACGUGGUGGUUCCCCCGCCCAUUAAGAUGCCGAUCGCCGAUUCGAUGACCGUAGACAUCUUGUCGGAGAUGAAGGAAAACAUGCGGCUGUUCCGCGCGAAAAAGGGGCUGGACUGCUACUUCGACGACCGGCCGCAGGUCCUGGACGCGCUAAGCUUUUUCGCGGACUUGCUGGAGGAACGGAUGACGUAUUACUGUGAAAAAUGCCCCCACCCCGAAAUUUGCAGAAGUUUGUCAUGCAAAGUUUCCAAAUAAAAGCUUUUUGUCUUGCAAAAAAGGACUGCGAGCGUUUCUGAUGCAGAAUCUGGGUGCGCAAGGUGCCUUGUGGAUAAGAGAUCCGGCUGCUGUUGGGCUACUUCGCAACACAAAUUUUACCUAUUCAGCAUGGAAAAUUUGUGAUGCUGAGAUAUGCAAGACGGAGAAUGUUUCUGUUGGAAAGGUUUGCAAUACAAAUGCUGCCAAGUAGCUGGGGGUGGGGGCAUCUUUCAUUGUAAUAUGACGCUGGACGUGUUCUUUUGCCCGGAAAAGCUACGCGAGCAGUGUCAAAUUCGGUACUAUCGAAAGGAAAAUAUUACUUAAGUGCCCCUGACCCCAGACGUUUCAAGAGUUUGUGUUGCGAAGUUUAUGAUCCCAAAUCGCAAAUCAUGAAAAUUUUUUCUCUUGCAUGGCUGGACCACUUGGACGAAGGCUGAUAGAUUUGCUUCAGAUCAUUCCAAAAAAUGCGCAUCAAAGCAUCUCCUACGUCGCAAAUCUCCCGUGUACAGCUCAGCCUUUUUGCAACACAGAGUUACUUAUUUUGCUAGCCUGGCUUGAACACCAGCUGCGAAAGCGAUACUGGCACAUGCAAAGUGGUAGGAAAUGUUUUCUCUGGGGGUCGUGGGGGCACUUCCGCUUUUCAAUUUGAUAAGCACGACUGGACCUUCACGCCCUUGGAGGAUCCGAGUUGCGACAAGAAGAAGGAGGUGAAAGAUUGGGAAGAUUGGUACAACCGGUACAGCAACUUCUUGCAGUCCAUGGAGGAUUUUCCCGUGAAAAAGGGGAAGAAAUUCCGAGCCUACAGCAUCCACUUCAGCACGGCAGAUAUCGUAUCAACUGUAAAAAUGUCUGGGUCUGGAAGAAUUCAUGUUUGUCAUGCUUGUCUGGCAUGACUCUUAAAUGUGUCAUGCGCGUUACCCAAGAGCUCCGUUUUUCUGUGAUGCAGAAGCGCAGUUUGUCAUGCAGAAUAGGCAACACCUAGGAGCUAAGAAACUUGCCAUGCUGAGCCAGCAUUUGUAGCCUCAUCAUGAGACGCCACCCAGCAUCACAGGUUCCCAGACCCAGACAUUUUUACUUUUGAUAUAUCGAACAAAUACGCAAUUACCUGUCGGACAGCGCAGAGUACCGAGCCAUGGUAGACUAUGGAAGCGUCAGAAUCGAAAUUGGCAAAGUCGAAAAAUUUGUGAUGCAUAAAAUCGAUACCAGUUGGAGCCGCAGUUUCCCAGUGGCGCAUGACAAAUUUCGGGAGCACCAAAAUCCAGUCUGUCAUGCUGUUUGGACAAAGAAGACUGCUUCUGUCAUGUUAUUCUGGCAGCGCAUUGCAUACCCCUAUUAAACAGGCUUGCAAUCGGUCUCAUUUGCCUGCUCCCCAAUACAGGCCUUCAGUGCCCUACAUUUUACGCAUCACAAGUUUUUCGAUUUUGUCGAUUUCGAUUCUGACACAUCCAUAUAGACUGGCCGGACGACCAGAUCUAUUACACGGUGCAAUGUCGUGUGGUGCCGCUGCUGGGAGGGAUCUUGUCGGUCUGGUUCGUGCUGGGCACCCAGACGCCCCACGACAGACCCUUUUUCGACUGACAACUUACUUUUUAUGCGCCGGGUUCGAUGCUCCUUUCACAUACAUGAGAAUUGCUAAGCAAAAACAAGUUUUUAGCAAUGAAAGAUCUGGAAGUAGAUCGAUGCCGUCAGCAGGCCAGCUUCCACCUGUAGGGGCAGGUACUAGUAAAGCUACCACCUACAACAUCAGCCACGAACCGUUGUGGCAUUUCAUUCUCCGGCACCACCGACAGAGAGUCAAGCUGUUGCUUUCACUUUUAAACUCAAUACAUCAACGCAGGUCAACUGAUUUUGCACGAGACAUGACCCAAAGUUGUCAUUUAGUACUUUGAUAGAUAGACAAUGGAUCCGGAAACAAUUUGAUAGACUAUUUACUCGAGGAGAGCAGUUCUUUGAUUGACUAUUUUGCUAGUAUCGGGGUCAUGUUUUUCCUAGACUUAGUCCAACAGGGCGAGCGCGACAUCAGAAGCAGAAAAGCACUGACAUCAAGAUGAAGGAAGAUGAGAACAAGCUUCUCGUCGUGCAGAAUGAAAAAGAUGAAAUCAGGAACAGCUACAACUAAGUAACCCCGAUACGUAUGAUGAUAAGCGAUUUCUUUUGUACAGAUUUUUUGGUCGCAUGAACGAAGGAAGGGCACAAGAACUGGGUAGAUUUGCAAUGCUGCCGCCGGUCGUCCUGGUGCAAUUCCUGGCACGGCCUCUACAGUGACGAAAGUUGAAAGCAAACUCUUGCACUCGCUACUGUUCAGA